AUGAGCGAGAGGAGAGUGAUAGUGGACUUGCCCCCCACUACCAGCUCCAGCAUGCCCCUCCAAAGGCGCAGGGUAUCCCUCAGGGGGACACGAUCACCGUCCUCCCUGGAUAGCCCCUCAGCCUCCAGGGCCGGUGCUGUGGGUAGCCUCGUCCGCGCCCCCAGCGUCCAUGUAGGAACAGCACCCAGCGGACCCAUAGGUGGCCUGGGUGCCCGAGUGACCCGCCGGGCCCUGGGCAUCAGCAGUGUCUUCCUUCAGGGCAUGCGGAGCUCGGGCCUGGCAGCCGUGCCCUCUCCAGGCCUGGAGAGGGACCACACUGCCAUUGAGGACCUAGGGGGCUGCCUGGUGGAGUACAUGGCCAAGGUGCACACCUUGGAGCAAAUCAGUCUGGAGCUCGAAGCGCAACUGCGAGUUCAUCUGGAGAGCAGAGCCAAGCGCUCCGGAGGCUGGGGCGCCCUGCGAGCCUCCUGGGCCAGCAGCUGCCAGCAGGUGGGCGAGGCGGUGCUGGAAAAUGCUCGGCUCAUGCUACAGAUGGAGACUGUCCAGGCCGGCGCAGACGACUUUAAAGAGAGAUAUGAGAAUGAGCAACCAUUUCGGAAGGCAGCCGAGGAGGAGAUCAGCUCUCUGUACAAAGUCAUCGAUGAAGCAAGACUAGCAAAGACAGACCUGGAGAGUCAGAUACAAAGUCUGAAGGAAGAGCUGGGCUUUCUGUCACGGAGCUAUGAAGAGGAUGUGAAGGUGCUCUACAAACAGCUGGCCGGGUCUGAGCUGCAGCAAAUGGACGUUCCCAUGGGCACUGGGCUGGACGACAUCCUAGAGACAAUAAGAAUUCAGUGGGAGAAAGACGUGGAAAAGAAGCGGGUGGAGACUGGAGCCUUGCUCCAAGCUAAGCAAGAGACGGAGGUGGCCCGUGUGUCCCAGACCCAAGAGGAGAAGUUGGCUGCUGCCCUUGGUGUGGAGUUACACAACACGUCAUGCCAAGUUCAAAGCCUCCAGGCUGAGACCGAAUCCCUGAGGGCUCUGAAACGAGGCUUGGAGAACACCUUGCACGAUGCCAAGCACUGGCACGACAUGGAACUGCAGAACCUGGGCGCUGUGGUGGGCAGGCUGGAGGCAGAGCUGGCGGAGAUCCGCGCGGAGGCCGAGCAGCAGCAGCAGGAGCGGGCUCACCUCCUGGCUCGCAAGGGCCAGCUGCAGAAGGACGUGGCAUCCUACCAUGCCCUGCUGGACAGGGAGGAGAGCAGCUAAAAGGGAAGAAUUUCCUCUUUUCGCAAAGAAACUGCAGCCUUCUUCCCCAACCCACCAG
Jaculus jaculus (lesser Egyptian jerboa) is the source of this 1306-nucleotide messenger RNA. It is a transcript of the gene Bfsp2, whose product is annotated as beaded filament structural protein 2. The transcript has 7 exons. NCBI's taxonomy places the organism in Eukaryota, Metazoa, Chordata, Mammalia, Rodentia, Dipodidae. The record is from RefSeq and is a predicted model, not a curated record. Gene Ontology annotation, molecular function: structural molecule activity. Gene Ontology annotation, biological process: intermediate filament organization. Bases 1 to 1248 code for a protein of 415 amino acids. Gene Ontology annotation, cellular component: intermediate filament.